Molecule: messenger RNA, 1584 nt
Organism: Penicillium soppii
Lineage: Eukaryota; Fungi; Ascomycota; Eurotiomycetes; Eurotiales; Aspergillaceae
Product: J domain-containing protein
Exons: 1
Coding region: 1-1584 (527 amino acids)
Source: RefSeq, a predicted model, not a curated record
AUGUCCUCUUCAAUUCCAGAUAUAGACCCAUAUGGUGUACUUGGUGUCGCCAAGGAUGCCACAAUCGCCGAGAUCAGAGCCUCCCAUCGAAAACGGGUCCUCAAGUGUCACCCAGACAAGAUUCAAGACGAGUCACAACGCAAUGCGGCCCAAGAUGAGUUCCAGAAAGUCCAACAAGCCUACGAAUUGCUUUCAGAUGAGGGUCGUCGGGCCAAAUAUGAUAUGAAAGUCAAGAUGGCUGAAAUGAAACGCGAGAUGUUGAGCAAACGGACCGACUCUUCUCCCUAUAGCUCGCCACGAGGAAGUGGAUCCAGCAAUCGCGAAUACCGCAAUGGUUACAUCGUGGAGGAGAGAGUCCCAAUGGAUUUCAUCUUUGAAGAAACUAUGCGAUUUACAGAUGAGCCCCGUUCAAUGUCCCGCAAAUACGAUGAGUUUGGCACCCGCCCCAAGGCCAAAGCACCCACAGAUGAGAAGAAGAAGACCCGUACACCGACGAGCACCCACCAUGCCGCGAAGGAGCAACGGGAAAGUGUCAAGGCAACACAUUCCGAUCGGGCAAAGACACGCGAUCAGGAGAGACGACGACAGACCGAGGCCAAAUUCGGUACUUACGACACUUACGGAUCUGAUGACUAUUCCUCUGAUUCCAGUGUCCCGCAAUAUAAUAUGUACUUCAAGCGAACCAGCACCACACCCCAACGAGAGCGCGAAUCGCGAUCCCGACCCACAGAGUCCUCACGUCGUCGCGAAAGCCGCUACGAAGAUGGUGACCUGUCCGAUCACUGGAAAUCAAAGAUUGACAGCCAGUCCUUCAAAGCGGAGGAUUACAUCGCAUCCAAGGGCGGGCCCUCCAAGUCUCCGCGUUCAUACCGUGGUUACGAUUCAACGGAACCCGAGUCCUCCGGGCCGCGACCCGAAAGACGAUCCCGCCAUCGUUCCUCAUCGCGCAACAAUUCCUACGAGAAACUGGACUCAUCUCGGGACUCACCACGAACAUACGAGGCAAAGCCAGCAAAGAUGUCAACCUCCACAACAUCCCCCGGCAUCAAAGCAACUCUCCGCCCGUUCCUCAACACCCGUUCCCAUACCACACCAGUGGGCUAUGUACGCCCAAAACGGGACAGUCGCGACAGUCGCGAUCGCGAGCGCGAGCGCGAGCGCGACUCACCUCUCUACCAAAUGGCACACGAGCCCAUGCCAUCCCGAUCUUCUAGAGUGCGCGAUCGCAACGACUCAGGCUAUUCCAGUCCCACCACCACCGAAGCGCUCCCCCGAGGCACAUCCCCCAAGACCCCAACCCGCUACACGGUCACCAAGGAGCCAAGUCGCGUCGUCGUCGAACCAAAGUCUUCAAAGUACCGCUCCUCAAGAUCCCCAGAGCGCGAGCGCCCGGCUCCUGUCCGCGCAACCCCAAAGCGAAGCAGUACCUAUCACGCAUACUCGGUGGAACCCUCGCGCGUGGAGCCGCGUUCUUCACGUACGCCUCGCCAUCCGGAUGUAGAGUAUAUCGAUGCUGCGCCUAGGUAUACUUAUGCAUACGAGAAAGACUAUCGUCCCGUCGACAGACGCCAACCCGUCCAUUGA